UGAGCUAGCACAAAGGAAAGUGUUUUAUUAAACAUCUGUAAAAACCGCUGGGGCCGACUGGUAGUGUAGCAGAAAGUCUGGCUGUGGGAGCGAGUGAAGGCGGUCUCCUCGUUCAAGACUGUCGGCAGAAAUGAAGAGCCAACAGAAAAGCCCCGAACCUGAUGGGAGUGUUGCCGUCAACGAGGAAGGGUCCGUAGCCACUGCAGAAGAUCCGGCAGCCAUUGCCACCAUUCAGUCUGCAGCCACCUUCACUGACCAACCCAUCAAAUAUCUCUUCAAGACGGAAGGAGCAGGCGGGCAGGUGACCUACAGAGUGAUCCAGGUGUCAGAUGGCCAGUUGGAGGCUCAGACAGAUGGAGCUGCAGCCGUCAGCCUGGUCACCGGUUUCCCUGCAACCAGUCAGACUGUCACACAGGCUGUGUUCUCGCAGUCGGAGGGGUUGGAGGGAGAUGGCAGCAGUGAGACGCAGUACACAUACUACCCCGCCACCAUCGCAGACGCCACCACUGGCACCAUGGUAACCACAGUACAGGCCUCCGACACACUGCUGGGCCAGACCACACCCACAGGGCAGCUCUACGUCAUGAUGUCACCACAGGAAGUUUUGACGGGAUCCAAUCAAAGGACAAUCGCACCUCGCACUCAGCCAUACAUAGCAAAGCAAGAGGCUCCUCGGGCUUCCAGAGAUGAGAAACGGCGAGCGCAGCACAACGAAGUUGAGCGCCGGCGGAGGGACAAGAUCAACAACUGGAUUGUGCAGCUGUCGAAGGCCAUCCCAGACUGUAAUGUUGACUAUACCAAGACAGGACAGAGUAAAGGAGGAAUUUUGUCUAAAGCCUGUGAGUACAUCAAGGAACUCAGACAGAGCAACAUGAAGCUAGGGGAGGACAUCAGCACUCUUGAUCGUCUCAGGAUUGACAACCAGCUACUGAGACAGGAGGUGGAAGACUGGAAGUCCAAGAAUCAGAUCCUGAGGAACCUGCUGCGACAGCAUGGCAUUGUGGGAUCAUCCAGCACAGACCCCCAGUGAGAAGCCUGUUUCCACCGGGUAUUAGAAGACAACCACAUGUGGGCCAAAAGAGUACUUGAAACACUUUGAGAUACUUUAUUUGUGAUCGUGUGUGCAUGUAAUAGGGGAAAACAAUUGAAUAUUGUCAUUAAUAUUCAAACCCAGCUUCUUUGCUAAAUGACGACCUGUAAUAUUAUCUUUGAAGCUUUUUACGAAAUUGAAAUCCUUCGCCUGGUGAAUCCAACCCAAUCAUAAUAACACAGCGCAUCUGAAAAGAGAGGAAAAGAUUCAACAUCAAGUUCAGUCUGAGAAGUCAAAUCGGUUCAGUAAGGCCCUCAUUGAAUGCCUUCCUCCACCAACAUUAUGAUUGUUCAUUAACCUCCAGUACAGUAAGCUCUACAGCGUGGCCAACUUCUCAUGUCAGUUUCAUUUACUUCAUCUCUGCAGUACUUUGCUUCUCUGUAUCAAAAUUCAUUCAUGUUAAUGUCUCUGAAACCCCCCCCCCCCCACCCCCCCAUCGUAUUCAUGCUUUGACUUGUUUUCACCUUUUAUCAAUAUCACUUUGAUUAGUCAAUACCAAGUUUUUCAUCCAGUUCAUAGUCAAGCUCUUUUUGCUCUGUAUUUUUGUAUGUUGUUUCAUGAAACCUCACUGGGGACAAUAAUUACAUUGCAACAAUGUAACUAAGUAAAUAAACAGGGGUUGUAAGCAUUGCAUUAGGUAGGCUAUGUACUGUAUGUCUUUAUAAUAAAAAUCAAAUAAUAUACUGUAUGUUAUAAACCACUUUCAGUUGUGUUUAUUAAAGUUGGUAAGUUAGU
Molecule: messenger RNA, 1825 nt
Organism: Seriola dumerili (greater amberjack)
Lineage: Eukaryota; Metazoa; Chordata; Actinopteri; Carangiformes; Carangidae
Gene: usf1
Product: upstream transcription factor 1
Exons: 11
Coding region: 131-1030 (299 amino acids)
Biological process (GO): regulation of transcription by RNA polymerase II
Molecular function (GO): RNA polymerase II cis-regulatory region sequence-specific DNA binding; DNA-binding transcription factor activity, RNA polymerase II-specific; protein dimerization activity
Source: RefSeq, a predicted model, not a curated record